This is a messenger RNA of Penaeus chinensis, 1324 nucleotides long. Its product is annotated as fatty acid-binding protein-like. Gene Ontology annotation, cellular component: cytosol; nucleus. Gene Ontology annotation, biological process: fatty acid transport. The coding region runs from base 184 to 588 and encodes 134 amino acids. NCBI's taxonomy places the organism in Eukaryota, Metazoa, Arthropoda, Malacostraca, Decapoda, Penaeidae. The transcript has 5 exons. Gene Ontology annotation, molecular function: fatty acid binding. The record is from RefSeq and is a predicted model, not a curated record.
UGACCCAUAUAAUUAAAUUCAGUUCUUGAUCCCUUCUCGGCGUUUCGCUUUGCAAGCAAGCAGAAAACGGCGAUUACCACGACGCAUGAGAACCAACAAUGGACAAAUGGCAAUAGCCGCUUGGAUAAUGAUGACGCGGUAACUGACAGCGCUGAUGUUUGAGCAGAGUAAAACAGCGGCGAGAUGGUUCAAUUCGAAGGCAAAUAUAAACAUGACAAGGACGAGAACUUUGAAGCCAUCUUAGAAAAGUCAGGAGCUGGUUUCCUGAUGCGCAAAGUAGCGACCAAAGCCAAGCCCAGCAUCGAAGUGGGCAUCGAAGGGGAUACUUGGACGAUUCAAAUAGUGGCAGCAGUUAAGACGGUGACGUGGAAGUUCAAACUGGACGAAGAAACGGAAAUAGAGACGCCGGAAGGAAAGAAUAAGGUGAUGUUCGAACUGGAGGGCAACAAGCUGACCCAGAGACCUCUGAACAAGGAUAAUAAUAAGGCUAUGCUAAUCGAAAGGGAGUUCACGGACGAGGGUUUAAGCCAGAAAAUGACUCACUUGGCAAGCGGAACAGUUGGUAUAAGGUACUUCGUCAGAGCAUAAGCGCCGUGUUGGACCUAAAUGUGCCUCAGGAUAAUAAAUCCCUUUUGGCUUCCUUUCAUGCACAUAAGAGGUAUAACAUAAAUACAUAUGCAUAUAAAGAAGUCUGUAAUCUAAUGUUAUUUUACAUGUCAGAGUACUUUUGUUUAAAAUCUUUCACAAAGUGCAAUAAUACUCCAGAGUCAAAUGUUUUCUAACAGUGAAGGAGACACUCAGAUAGAUGCUUUACAGGAAGAGAGAUUAGUUUCAAAAUAUAUUUCUAUUGCAAGAUAAAUAUGAUUCAAAAUUAUAUGUAUUACAUCAUCCACAAGUAUGAUAAUGGCAAUAAAAACUAUAACAAUAAGAAAAGAGGGCAACAUAGUAAGACAUUGAAACAAACAUAUCCAAUAAAAAUUAUUGAUAACCACCAAAAUAUAAUCAAUUGAUCCUCUUCCCCUGGGCGUCCAAUGCAUAUAUAUUUUUAAUCAGAAUCCUUAAGUAACAUUAUACACACCAGAAAGCUACCCAAUUUAUCUAUAAAAAUAACCAAUUGACCAAACAACAAACGAAUUAUAUGAGGAAUAAGGUUAUCCAACGGUGAAAGUAAUAACAUGCAUUGAACAUAUAGGAUAAUGAAAUUUACAUUUAUAUUUAUGGUUUGAUAUCAUUUGCUGUACUAUGCGCAUUUUAUUUAGAUGUGAGUGUAAGGUCUCAUGGAAAGUCGAUAUUAUAUUUAAUAAAACAAUGAGUGCAAAACUUC